Molecule: messenger RNA, 570 nt
Organism: Suillus paluster
Lineage: Eukaryota; Fungi; Basidiomycota; Agaricomycetes; Boletales; Suillaceae
Exons: 4
Coding region: 1-570 (189 amino acids)
Source: RefSeq, a predicted model, not a curated record
AUGUCAUCACCCAAUAUCGAAGUGAAAUGUUUUUCACAACGCGUUGCCGAUGGUAUAUACGACCAUGUUGCUGAUGCUGUAACAAAUCUUGGGAAGGACGGCUUAGGUGAGGCCGAUUUUGGCAUUGAUUGGACCACCACUGUGCAAGACAACUACAGUGGGACCAACUGGUCUUAUGUCAACACAAAGGACGGUCAUCCAUUCAGAACCAACAUUGUUGGCCAAAUCACUACUUCAGCGUGCGGCACCAAACAUUCCACCAAAGGCACACACUUCACAAAAAAGAACAUGGCACUGAGUGACUCAGACACCGUCAAAUGGAAAUGGGCGCUUUCCAAACCCACACUCAGCUCGCCAAAUCUAACCAACAUUUGGGAGAAUCAGCUAACAUCCAUCGAAGACUGGAUCACCAAGGAAAAAAAGAGAGCAGUGACAGGUUCGAAAAUAAACACGUGCAUUGCCAAAAGCUCGAAAGACCUCCAAUACGUGGACCUGAUCAUGUUGACAUUGCAAUGCAUCUAUGAGAAGCCAGAAGGCAACAACACUAAUCAGGAUAUCACACCUCGAUGA